Molecule: messenger RNA, 1326 nt
Organism: Arachis duranensis
Lineage: Eukaryota; Viridiplantae; Streptophyta; Magnoliopsida; Fabales; Fabaceae
Product: indole-3-acetate O-methyltransferase 1
Exons: 4
Coding region: 51-1220 (389 amino acids)
Biological process (GO): methylation
Molecular function (GO): S-adenosylmethionine-dependent methyltransferase activity
Source: RefSeq, a predicted model, not a curated record
UCAUCACCAUCUACACACACAUACAUAGCCUCUUCUUCCUUUUAUUAUAGAUGUUGCCCGCUAUGGGAGACAAUGUUGUAGUGUCCAAUAUGGAGCUAGAGAAGUUGCUUAGCAUGAAAGGAGGCAGAGGAGAAGCCAGCUAUGUCAACAAUUCCCAAGCACAGGCCAUGCAUGCGAAGUCAAUGCUUCACCUUCUAAAAGAAACCCUAGACAGAGUUGAAGUAGAUGCAUCAAGAGAGAUGCCAUUUGUGGUGGUGGAUUUGGGUUGUUCAUGUGGGAUCAACACAAUAAACGUUGUGGAUGUGAUGAUAAAGCACAUUAUGAAGCGCUAUGAGGGUUUGGGAUUGGAUCCACCCGAAUUCACAGCUUUCUUCUCCGAUCUUCCUAGCAAUGACUUCAACACUCUCUUUCAGCUCCUUCCACCCAUGCCUAACUAUGGAGUCAGCAUGGAAGAGUGCCUCGCCGCCAAAAACCACCGUUCUUACUUUGCCGCCGGAGUCCCCGGCUCUUUCUACCGGAGGCUUUUUCCGGCCAGGUCCAUCAAUGUUUUCCACUCUGCCUUCUCUUUACAUUGGUUAUCUCAGGUGCCAGAAGCAGUAACGGAGAAGAGGUCAAGUGCAUACAACAAAGGGAGAGUGUUCAUCCAUGGAGCCAAUGAGAUAACAGCAAUUGCAUACAAGAAACAGUUCCAAUCAGACUUGGCAGCGUUCCUGAGGUCAAGAUCUGUGGAGAUGAAGAGAGGUGGGUCCAUGUUCUUGGUUUGCUUGGGUAGAACCUCUGUGGACCCCACCGACCAGGGUGGUGCUGGUCUCCUCUUUGGGACCCACUUUCAGGAUGCUUGGGAUGAUCUUGUCCUUCAGGGGUUAAUUAGCAGUGAGAAACGUGACAGUUUCAACAUUCCAGUUUAUGCACCAAGCCUACAAGACUUCAAGGAGGUGGUUGAAGGUGACGGGUCAUUCGCCAUCCACAAGCUGGAGGUUUUCAAAGGAGGAAGCCCUCUUGUGGUUGACCAACCGGACAACGCCAGCCAAGUCGGAAAGGCCCUGGCCAACACCUGCCGGAGUGUCUCCGGCGUCCUUGUUGACGCCCACAUCGGAGAAGACCUUAGCCACGAGCUCUUUCUUAGAGUGGAGCACAGAGCUACCUGCCAUGGCAAAGACUUGUUAGAACAACUUCAGUUCUAUCACAUAGUUGCAUCCCUUUCUUUUCUUCAAUCAUAAUUUACAAUUCACUUAGAACAAAAAGGGAGGGGGCAAAAUGUUAUGUGUACUUAUUUUGUAUUAUAUACUAAUUAAGUUUCCAUAUAUAUGUUUCUUUACUAUUAAA